This is a messenger RNA of Theobroma cacao (cacao), 1486 nucleotides long. Its product is annotated as ATP-dependent protease La (LON) domain protein. NCBI's taxonomy places the organism in Eukaryota, Viridiplantae, Streptophyta, Magnoliopsida, Malvales, Malvaceae. The record is from RefSeq and is a predicted model, not a curated record.
UCUAUAAAAAAAAAAAAAAAAGAAAACAUGGCUAAUUAGAUAAGACAGUGGCUUUGCAAUUGGAAGGGUAGAAACGAAUUUCUUCAGCCGAAAAUAAGAAAGAAAAGAGAAAAAGUGAUGAGUUGCCAUGUCUUGUAUGCUACCAGUAUGAGUAUGAAGCCCCGAUUUGGAAAUGGGGAAUCGCAAACCCGAAGGCCCCGCCCUUUUUCCCACACGUUUCCUUACUACUACGGGGUUAAACAUUUUCCCGGAGAUGGAGAUCGUAGCAUUUCAAAACGGCGCCGUAUAUGCCCAUCUGCGGUGUCCCUGGAGCUCCCGCUUCUUCCCUUCAACAUGAACGAGGUGCUUGUUCCCUCGGAAAGCAAAACACUGCAUCUGUAUGAAGCCAGAUAUCUAGCUCUAUUGGAGGAGUCUUUAUUAAGAAAGAAACUCUUCGUGCAUUUUGUGUUGGAUCCAAUCGCCAUUAGCAAUUCACGUGGUGAAGCAUCAUUUGCUGCUAGAUAUGGUUGUCUAGUUCUCAUAGAAAAUAUUGAACAAUUAGAUGUUGGAGCAUUGGUCUCUAUAAGAGGAAUUGGUCGUGUGAAGAUUAUAAAAUUCUUACAAGCAGAUCCUUACUUGAAAGGUGAGGUCAGACCACAGCAGGACAUGGUUCUGGACAGCACAACUAAUAUAACCUCAAAAGUUUUGCAAGUAAAGGAGGCACUUCACAGUUUGAAUAAAUUGGAAAUUAAGCUGAAGGCUCCAAAAGGGGCACCAUUGCAGACUUCUUGUUUGAACUCUCUAACGUGGGCUGAAAAUGAACUAUCCCUAGAAUGUGACAAAGAUUUUGUCCCAUCUUCUGCCGAGCGUGUAUCCUUUGCAGCAUUUCAGCCUGUCUCUGGAUCGACUCAAUCUGAACUGCUAAAGUUGCAGGAAGAGAAGUUGAAGGCAAUGAAGCUGAAGGAUACAGUGCAACGGUUAGAUAUUUCAUUAGAACUAAUCAAAGAAAGUACCUCUACGGUUGCAGCCAAGCUUGCUAUUCAAUCGUUGGAGAUGCAGUGAGCUAUGUUAGAGAGGGAGAGAAGGAAGUCUAUGCAGAUACAGCCCAUGUGGACGAAAGUGCUAUUUUCCCACCAAUUCUUGAUGUUGUAUUCUCCUUUUCUUUCUGAUUUAUUCUUUGUAUUAUUAGGGGAUUAAUCUUACAAAUGAAUGCACAUAUCCAUUCUAAGCUGCAGCAGGUUGCAAAUGGAUGGGAAUGGUAGUGGAAAGGGGCUUAUAUGGGUAGGGUCUGAGACUGUGAAUGCAACCUCUAAAAGAUUCUUUAGCUUCUAGAGAAAUGCAGCUUGAAAGGCAUCUAAUUUCCCCAAUCAAAGGUAGUGAAUUUUUUAUACAAAUCACUAAUGGUGCUGAUUCUUAUGCAAGUACUUGCUCAGUUUGGAAAGUCAUGUGAUUCAUUAUUGUACCAGAUUGUUUUAUGGAUAAUGGAAAAUAUAAAAUUUUUUAUUUA